GCCUGGCAGAUGGGAGUGAGACCACCUGAAGGAGACCACCAAGACGGUCAGGGCUGGAGCACAAGGCAAGCAAGAAGAUGCUGAGAAAGAUGGGAGAAGGGAAGAUGAAGGAGAAGCUUUUUGCUGUCUGCAGCUUCCAAAAGGGAGGGUGCAGACAGGACAGAGCCAGAUUUGAGCACAAUCACAGGGCAAAACCCAGCAGCAUGAGCUGUAGCAGGCGAAAUAGAAAUAUUUUUUAUUUUCCCUUUAUGAGAAUAAAGCGAAAAAGGAAAUAUCUCCAGCAUGCCAUGGUCUGACGCUGAUUUAACCGUGAAGUCUUGCUUCGAGCAGAGGGUUGGACCAGACCCCUGCAGAGGCUCUACAACCGGGAUUAUCCCACGAGUCCAUGUGCUGAGAAAACCACAGCCACCAAAACCUGCAGGAUAGUUGCCCUGGCUGUGCACCUUCGUUUAGGGCUAACGAGCCCUGCUCCAGCUUGCCGGAGCGGUUGUCAGGGAGGUUGCCAGGGAGGCUGACAUCAGACAUCCCUUCCCUAUAGAUUAUCGUGCACAGCGGCACCAUCGGUUCCUCCUCUGCAAAGGAGACGGGAGGGCACCCAGAGGAAGCCCCCGAGGGCGUUUUGCGUCACCAGCCCGGGUUGCCUAGCACCGCUGGGACCGUGGAGAAGGGCCACCAGAAUUUUUCCCCCCCUGCGUGUCCUAUCUGGGAGCCAAACGGUGCCGGGGACGGAGCAGAGGAGCCACGGAGGAGAUGGCAGCCGAGGCGGGUGAGCUCAAGGUGCCCUUCGUCCACGAUGACCAGCUCACCCGUUGCAUGCGACUGAGGGUCCAGAGCCUGCAGCAGAAGAAAGGCAGGCCCCAGGACGGCGAGAAGCUGCUGCAGCCCAACGAGCACGUCUACCGGGUGGAUUUCCUCCGGCAGCACAACCUGCGCUUCCUCCGCUGGGACAUCCAGAUGGAGAAAUGUGGGAAGGUGACGGUGACCGGCACCUCCCAGCACUGGACUCCUGAUCUCACCCACCUCAUGAACCGGCAGCUGCUGGAGCCCGUGGGCAUCUUCUGGAAGAAGCCGGGGGCCAAGGAAGUGGAGUGCAAUGAGGCCGAUGCCCAGGAGUUUGGGGAGCGGCUAGUGGAGUUGGCCAGGAUCCGCAAGGUGAUGUAUUUCCUCCUCGCUUUCACCGACGGCCUUGAACCUGCUCAGCUGAAGGGCUCCAUCGUUUUUAGAGCCUGACCCCCUUUUACCUGGCCCUUCUCGCUCCAGCUAUGCUUCUGUCUUCGUUUUCUUUCUUUCUUUCUUUCGUUCAGUUCUUCGUUGCUUUUACGGGGUUCUUCAUUGAAGGAUGGCAUCACAAAAAAAGUGGAGAACAGCUUGGUGCUUGGGGAGCCCCUCACCCCUGAGAAACAUUCCCAAAAUGUGCUCUUGCCUGUCUGAGUGAUGGGUAAGAUGGAGGAUGAGCCAUGCUGUGUUUGCCUAAGUAUAACUGAAUUCAGCUGGGAUUCACCAAGCCUGAGAGGGCUUGGAAAUAUUUGGCUCCCUAACCUCUCCAACCGUGGCCCCUGGAUACAAUAAGCCUGAUGGAAAAACAAGAGCCCACCACGCUGUGAACCUGGAGAGAGCCCUGGCUUCCAGUUUCCAUCCUAACCAUCCAAAAGAGGGGGCUUGUUGGAGACGGAGUAUUUCUCCUUGCAAGGAUGCUGAGUGCUGGCAGUGGCUGCUCGACGUCUCUGAAGACCGGUCCCGUGGAGGCUCACCAUGCCGUGACGCCCAAAUGAGGAGGUGGGAUUCAGCUUGUUGCCCACCUUGUGCUGCCUGGAGGUUUUUGGUACCGGGAAGGGUUGGAGCAGGCAUGUGUGUGCAGAGCUGGGCAAGCGAGCCAGCAGCUCAGAGCAGGCUGUAGGUCUGAGCCAGCAGGGAGUCCCCUGCAGCAAAGCCAAUUUGUGCAUCACUGCGGCCUCAAAACACUCAGGAAUAUAUUUAUCCUCGAGCAUCUAUGGAGAGCAGUGAGGUUGCAGAGCGCUUCACAGACCACAAAUUAGCAGCCUGCUGCUGCUGUCCUCCAAAGGCAGUUAUCUCCUCCUCUCUCCAAAUGCCAAGGCAGGGACUGGUGCCUGGGUGGUCGUGGGAGCAGAGCGGGUAGAGAGCACCUCUGGAAGUUUAGGAGCAGGAGGAUGUUUUGUGCCUGGCUCGUCCCAUGACUGUGAAUAAACUGCUAAGUUCGGACAUCCCUUUUCCUUCCUCCAGAGAGUGGAGGAUACUUUGGUGGAGCUUCUUGAGAUGAAAAUGUGCUUUGAAAAAGUCAAGUGUUACUAUGGUUGUUCCCACAGGUUUUUCUAGGAUUGCACGCAAAUGUGGGCGAGCACUCCUUAAGGUCUGGAUGGAAAUUUUCCCUGGCAUAUAUGAGGAGAGGGCAGUGAUGGGAAAGCCAGGAUGAGAAGGCUUCAUACCCAUGCCCUACUGAUUUGUGGGGGCCAUCCCAAAAAGAGUCCAAGCUCUUCUUC
Oxyura jamaicensis (ruddy duck) is the source of this 2498-nucleotide messenger RNA. It is a transcript of the gene OMP, whose product is annotated as olfactory marker protein. The transcript has a single exon. NCBI's taxonomy places the organism in Eukaryota, Metazoa, Chordata, Aves, Anseriformes, Anatidae. The record is from RefSeq and is a predicted model, not a curated record. Gene Ontology annotation, cellular component: nucleus; axon; cytosol. Bases 751 to 1230 code for a protein of 159 amino acids. Gene Ontology annotation, biological process: sensory perception of smell; signal transduction.